GCAUGCGCGGAGGUGGGGGGCAGCGGGACUGCGGACCCCAAUUGCGAAAACGCUGGGAACUCGGGGACCCGCCCGGCCGCCCCGAGGGUCGGAGGAGGAGGAGGAAUGUAGGGUGGAAAUGAUCGUCCUGGGCGGAGAUAGUAACUGUCCCUGUUGAAGCCCCUAGCUGGGUUCCAGCCAGAACUAAGGCGCUAGCAGACAUGUAAAGCUGGUCAUGCUUCUACACUGCUUGAUUCAUUUCGAGCCCAGUAACAGAAGAGCCUUCCUGAGACUACUGUCACCAUACCUGCCUGUCAGCUUCCCGAGGUUAGCUGAUGUCCUGAGACUUCAGAGACCUCAGGGACUUCUUUCAGUCCUCACAGAAACCUGUACCCUGGUGAUGGCACAGAGGGACUGUUUUCUUGUCCUUAGUCUGAAUGACUGCCGGGAAGGAAGGCAAAGGUAGAAGAGCCAGACCCCCAGCUCUCCCCACAGCUUCUAAUCUCAGACCGUAUUAUCAAAGCUCACUGGAACAAAAGAUUUUGAGUCAUGAGCGAAAACUCUUGCUCUUUUCGUAAUGAGAAAGAAAGAAGAGAUGGACAGGUUGAAAGUGUGUCUGCUGGGUACUCUCCACCAUGUGACAAGGACAACAGUGCUCUUCUGGCUUUUAGAGGAAUUCCUCUGCCCCUACAGAUCUCAGAACUGAAGAACCACAGCAUCCUCCGGGCCCUGACAGUGGAAGCUAACGGAUGGCAGCCAGGUGUUGUGAGUACAGAGGUGCUCAGAGCCCAAGAAGAGUGGGAAACUGUGGACAGCAUCCAUCCAGAGACAGGGAGCCAGGCCAGCUCAGAGCAGCCUGGGCAGCUCAUCUCCUUCAGUGAGGCCCUGCAGCAUUUCCAGACCGUGGACCUCUCCUCCUUCAAGAAAAGAAUCCAGCCGACGAUUCGAAGGACCGGGCUCGCUGCCCUCCGGCACUGCCUCUUUGGGCCUCCAAAGCUCCACCAGGACCUCCGUGAAGAAAGGGACUUGGUCCUGACCAUCGCUCAGUGUGGCCUGGAUAGCCAAGACCCAAUGCAUGGCCGAGUCCUGCAGACCAUCUACAAGAAGCUGACCGGCUCCAAGUUUGACUGCGCCCUCCAUGGAGACCACUGGGAAGAUCUGGGCUUUCAGGGAGCAAAUCCAGCCACAGACCUUAGAGGAGCAGGCUUCCUUGCCCUCCUGCAUCUCCUAUACCUGGUGAUGGACUCCAAGACCCUGCUGAUGGCCCAGGAGAUUUUCCGCCUGUCACGUCACCACAUCCAGCAAUUCCCCUUCUGUGUGAUGUCCGUGAAUAUCACCCGCAUCACCAUCCAGGCCUUAAGGGAGGAGUGUCUCUCCAGGGAGUGUAACCGGCAGCAGAAGGUGAUCCCAGUGGUGAACAGCUUCUACGCCGCCACCUUCCUCCGCCUGGCGCACAUCUGGAGGACGCAGCACAAGACCAUCUCAGACUCAGGCUUUGUCCUCAAAGAUUUGGAGGCGUGGGCCAAGAAGAGCCCCAGGCGGCUGCUCAAGACCCUGGAGAUCUACCUGGCUGGCGUGUCAAAGGGACAGGCCUCCUUGUUGGGAGCACAGAAGUGCUCCCGGCCCAGAGCCCCUCACUCCAAGGACCUCACUUUCACGGGUGUAUGUGACCUGCCACCGAACUCACCCCAGGCCACGUGGCUGAUCUGACCAACUCCAGGGGCCACUGGGGAUGGAAAGCCUUGAGGGGGGCUCUGGGAGGGCUCCCUCGGCUGGGCCACGCCCAUUCCAGCCCCAGCAGAAGGAUGUAAGGGAGCCCCUGGGCCUGAGGGGAGCCAGGGACCCUCACCUGUGGGAGACAUUGGGGGCCCUUAGAUUUGACCCAGACCCGGCAGACCUGCCUCCAGGGUUGGGGAAACUUUGCUGUGCUCUUAGUUGGGCUACAGCUUCCAGAGUCGGGUUCCAGGUAAAGUCAGUGACAGUGAAUGGGUAACAGGGUGGGAGACCCCAUCUGGAUGUCCCACACAGCCCUACAUGAAAGAUAUUCCCAAGUAGAGGCGCUGGAAUCCUGACUUGCUGACAGCCGGGCUUUCAGGCCCCAGGGUCCUUAGAAUGUGAAGGGAGCUGCUGGCAGGGGGCCAUGUGAACCUCAGCAGCUGGGCCCGCCUUCUUGUCUGCCCAGCAGCCCCUGUGGGAGGGGGGGCUCUGGCUCUGCACUUCCCCUACCUUCACCCCCUCAUUCCUUCCCCCCACGGUGAUACAGAAGCCAGUGCUGGGCUCGGUGUUGCCACUGCCCCAACACUAACCGCCCACCAGCUGGGCUUCCCGGUGGAGGCCGCACAGGUCCCGCCCACGGUGGUUUUCUGGCCUGGCUAAGGGAAGGAGGAAAUUCACACACCAGCAGUUUUUGAAUAAAAGAAUUGUUCCAGGUUAA
Phacochoerus africanus (Common warthog) is the source of this 2413-nucleotide messenger RNA. RefSeq names its product ELMO domain containing 3 (gene ELMOD3). NCBI's taxonomy places the organism in Eukaryota, Metazoa, Chordata, Mammalia, Artiodactyla, Suidae. The record is from RefSeq and is a predicted model, not a curated record. The transcript has 13 exons. Bases 529 to 1689 code for a protein of 386 amino acids.